Racocetra persica is the source of this 211-nucleotide messenger RNA. Lineage: Eukaryota; Fungi; Glomeromycota; Glomeromycetes; Diversisporales; Gigasporaceae. The record is from the annotation of a GenBank genome assembly.
CUAAAGAAAUAUCUCUUGAAAAGUACGGCUUCAACGUUAUUCAGACCUCUGAUUCCUCUUUUUCAACUUUCACUAAUACUGCGAUUACUCGUCAAGAUUUGCUCACAUACAUCAGUUCUUUUCAAGACACUGUAGCUGCAGUUGCAAGUUCAUUGAAUCAUUUGGAGAAGAAAACUAAGAAAUAUUCUAGUGAUUCAAGUUGUAAAGAUGU